Messenger RNA from Arachis ipaensis, 543 nucleotides. RefSeq lists its product as uncharacterized. The record is from RefSeq and is a predicted model, not a curated record. NCBI's taxonomy places the organism in Eukaryota, Viridiplantae, Streptophyta, Magnoliopsida, Fabales, Fabaceae.
AUGGAUAAGAGACUCAUGAGGUUUAAGGAGGAGCUCACCAGGCUGGACAAUUUAGUUAGUGAUGGGAUUUAUGAUGGUACAACGGAGGCUAGAAGGAAGGCGCUUGUGAGCUUUUGUUCAAAAUGGUACAUUAGAAAGGAAAUACACUGGAAACAGAUGUCUCGGUCUAAGCAUGCUACAAACAUGGAUAAGAAUACCAGAUACUUUCAUAACAUUGCUUCGGCCAGAAGACGGAAUAACAAGAUCGAUGCAAUGAUGAUACAUGGAAGACUUGUGCGGAAUCAGGCGAGAAUAAAAGGUGCGAUUAGAGGGUUCUACAAGGAUUUAUAUAGACAUGAAUAUGUUCCGAGGAUUGGAAUCAGGGAUGGCUUAGUAAAGUGUAUCCAUAGGGAUGAGGCUGAAGCUUUAGAAGUGAUGCCGACGGAUGAGGAAAUCAAGGAGGCUGUGUGGGACUGCGAAUCUUCCAAGGCCCCAGGGAGUAAUGGGUAUAACAUGAACUUCAUAAAGAAAUGCUGGGAGGACAUUGGGCCGGAGCUGCGGUAA